This is a messenger RNA of Osmerus eperlanus (European smelt), 603 nucleotides long. RefSeq lists its product as uncharacterized. The record is from RefSeq and is a predicted model, not a curated record. Gene Ontology annotation, molecular function: sterol 24-C-methyltransferase activity. Gene Ontology annotation, biological process: sterol biosynthetic process. Gene Ontology annotation, cellular component: endoplasmic reticulum. Lineage: Eukaryota; Metazoa; Chordata; Actinopteri; Osmeriformes; Osmeridae.
AUGUAUGCAAAGAGAAUAUCACAGGAAUUGGGUCGUCCGACACGCUCACUUGCAGGGUGGUUGGUCACCAAGUUUCUAAAGUCGCAUAACCGGAUCCUGGAGGAGAACAUGGUGCAGCUGUGUGGGAUUCAGCCCGGUGAUACAGUUCUGUAGCUGGGACACGGACCGGGAUUGGGUCUACAGUCUGCAGCCCAACUGCUCACACGACCCAAUUGCAAACUCGUAGGAGUGGACUAUUCUCAGUACAUGCACCAGAUAGCAAGAGAGCUGUUGAAGGAGCAGCUGGCUAGUGGGGAGGUGAUUCUGCAUCAAUGUGAUGUGGCCACCAUGCCCCUGGCAGACAGUAGUGUGGACAGAGUGUUCCACUGUAACUGCUACUACUUCUGGCCAGACCUGAGGAAAGGUACCUCAGAAAUCCAUAGGGUGAUGAAACCAGGUGGGCUUAUGGUUACCACGCUAAGGCUGAACAGGGUGGUACAGUUGGUAUCCACCUGGCGUCCGGAAGCAUACAAGGAGGCUCUGAGGGACUCUGGGUUCUCUGAUGUGUGGAUGGAGAACCUUAAGUAUCGUGACAUCUUUGAAGCCAUAUAUGCCACUACCUGA